Messenger RNA from Guyanagaster necrorhizus, 525 nucleotides. RefSeq lists its product as uncharacterized. The record is from RefSeq and is a predicted model, not a curated record. Lineage: Eukaryota; Fungi; Basidiomycota; Agaricomycetes; Agaricales; Physalacriaceae. The transcript is spliced from 4 exons. Bases 1 to 525 code for a protein of 174 amino acids.
AUGGUGGUACUACAAAAUGCCGGGAACGACUCUAUGCAGCUACCCUCGAAAGGAGGCCACAUUCCGUGCCGCCUUGCGGACAGUGUGUACAGCUCACGGGCCGCUGGUGGAGUGAAUUAUUUUCUCUGUGAUUUUGGCAAUGACCUUGCCGUUUCCAUAGAUAUCCCUUCGCAGCCUGUUGUGACAUGUAUUGUCUUCGUUUCGUUCCAUUUGGCUGUCUCUCCAAAUGCUUGCAUGUAUAUCCUCGCGCAGCCUGUUGCGCCCUGUAUCUUUUGUUUCAUUUGGAUGUUCUCCAAAAUGCCCUCAUGUAUAUCUCUGCGCAGUCUGUUGCGCCAUGUAUGGUACCGUUCCGCCUUGCGGACAGUGUCUACAGUGCACGGGCUGUUGGUGGAGACAGUGAAAUGUCUUUCUGCGAUGCUUUGUAACGAUCUCGAUAUCCAAACUCUGGUCCGAUUCGUCCUUGAAUUAUCACUCGUUCUCUGUUUUCUUGAAGGACCGGUCUCUGUAUCCCUAUCUGGAUGUUAA